This is a messenger RNA of Pararge aegeria (speckled wood butterfly), 2189 nucleotides long. RefSeq names its product cytochrome P450 4d2-like (gene Cyp4l6). The transcript has 11 exons. Bases 94 to 1599 code for a protein of 501 amino acids. Gene Ontology annotation, molecular function: heme binding; monooxygenase activity; iron ion binding. The record is from RefSeq and is a predicted model, not a curated record. NCBI's taxonomy places the organism in Eukaryota, Metazoa, Arthropoda, Insecta, Lepidoptera, Nymphalidae.
AAGUGGUCGCAUCCUUUUUGUUAUUAAAGUUUUUCCUUUUUUUAAUUAAAUUUAAUAUCAGAAAGUGAAGCUUUAUAAUUUUUUUUGGCAAAUAUGAUUACGAUUGUGAUAUCAAUCAUGUUAUUAGUUAUAAUUUUGACGUCCUGGUUUAUUUUGGUGAGAGACUGGCAAGAGUGCAAUAUUCCUGGACCUCUUCCCUUGCCUUUACUUGGAUUCGCACAUAAUUUGAUCAUGAUUAAGCCAUCAGGAUUCUUGCCACUGCUUCACAGAUUCAAAAUGGAAUACGGAGAUGCAUUUCGAGUGCAUUUGUUUCAUAAUCCAUACGUAAUUUUAUCACAUCCGAAAUACGUGGAGCCCUUAGUAUCUCACAGCGAGUUGAUCACAAAAGGCCGAUCGUAUUCUUUCCUUCGGCCAUGGCUUGGGGACGGGCUCCUGACAUCUACAGGUUUUAGAUGGAGGACCACUCGGAAAUUCUUGACACCGGCAUUUCAUUUUAAUGUUUUGCAAAAUUUUUUACCCGUUUUUCUCAAAAACGAGAAGAUAUUAAUAAAGAAACUGCAAAAUUACGCCGAUGGAAGAGCCUUUGACGCGUUCCCAAUCAUUGCGCUGACUGCUUUAGAUAAUGUUACAGAGUCAAUAAUGGGGGUAUCUAUUGAAGCUCAAACCAACAGUGAAUCCGAAUAUGUAAAAGCAAUUGAAACUGUCGCCAAGAUUGUAUCGUUGAGAAUGAGAAAUCCCUUCGCAGGAGAGGAAACAAUUUUCAGGUUACUUCGACAUAAAAAAGCUCAAGAUGAAGCCUUGGGUGUUCUGCACUCUCAGACGCAGAAAGUGAUAAAAAUGCGACGAGAGGAAUUAAAAAAUGUAAACAAAUCUGGAGUCAAUGAACAGAGUGAUAAUGGUAUUAAAAAUAAGCACGACUUUUUGGAUUUGCUCUUAUUAUCAACGAUCGACGGAAAAAAAAUCGAUGACCAACACGUAAGAGAAGAGGUUGACACGUUUAUGUUUGAGGGUCAUGAUACUACGACGUCCGGUAUCUCAUUCACUUUGUAUUGUCUGGCAAAACAUCCUGAGAUGCAAGAGAAAAUUCUUGAGGAACAAAGAAGAAUACUUGGCCAAAAUUUGGAUAGGGAUCCAAGCUAUGUAGAUCUCAAAGAGAUGAAAUAUUUGGAGCUAGUUAUCAAAGAGAGUCUACGAAUGUAUCCGUCAGUGCCGCUCAUAGAAAGGCUAAUGGUUAAAGAUACUGAGAUAGCUGGGCUAAAAUUAAGGAAGGGUACUUCGGUGUUAGUGAAUAUAAUGGAGAUGCAUCGUAAUCCUGAGCUCUACGACAAUCCUUUGGAGUUUCGACCAGAGAGACACGACACGGCGUCAGCGAACUCGGCAAAGAAUGCUUUCAGUUGGCUCGCUUUUAGUGCUGGACCCCGGAACUGUAUUGGACAAAAAUUCGCAAUGAUGGAAUUAAAAAUAACCGUGGCGAGUGUCAUAAAAAACUUCACAGUGCUGCCCGUAGACGUGGAAGAACCAGGGCUGUGCGCUGAACUUAUUUUGAGGAGUGAAGUUGGGGUUAAUAUUAAAUUGAAACCUAGAAAUAAAACUUGCUAAUAUAAAAUUGUUACCAUGAAAUUCUGCGUAAUGCAAAAAUGCACCUACAAGUUGUUAACGACUAAGUAAUUAGCUUAGUUAAAUAGAACAUAAUAACAUUAUAAUAAUAAACAAUGGUCACAAUGGCGUGCACAUGCAGAAAAGCACUAUCCACCCUAAAAUGUUUGUAAAGGCUUUCGAAGGCUACGAUGAAAAGGAGAAUAGGAAGACCUCAAACAAAAGGACGACGAAGCUCCAAUUACUAUUGGUAGUAGCUGCCGAGUAGCUACAGAACAUGAGGUAGAUGAGACGCUCAUUAUAUUAUGAAUACGAAAUACAUGUUGUCACAAUAAUAUGAUUGGGAAAGCCGACCCCGAAUUGCUGGAUAAGGCGAGACCAAAGAAUUAAAUAGAUAUACAUAAUAUAAUUUAUGAAUUUUAUACACUAGGUAGGUAGGUGGUAAGUAGGUACAUAAAAUUGAGUUCCAAUCAAUUGUGAUUUUGGUGAUAGUUUUAUAAUUUUAAAGGUUUAAUGAUAAUUAUGCAUACUUAAUUAUUUUAUUUCGAAGAGCCAACUUAAAUACCUAACUUGAAUUAAUGUUGAAUAGAUAA